UAGCACCCAGGAGAAACUCAAUGCCCUCGACUCCAACCUCAAAGCUCGUGUGGCCGAGCAGAACAACUCUCGUAACAAGAUCGCCUUCAAGAACGUUGACGAGAUUGACAAAGAGAUUGCCCGCCUGGAAAAGGAUGUUGACUCUGGCAAGAUGCGCCUUGUUGAUGAGAAGAAAGCGCUCUCUGAUAUCUCCAGCCUUCGCAAGCAACGUAAGAACUUUGCUGGUUUGGAUGAUGGCCAAAAGAGCAUCGAUACCUUGAAGAAGCAGAUUGCUGAGCUGAAGAAGACUCUUGACAACCCCGAGGCUCGCGCCUUGAGUGACAAAUACAACGAGAUCCAGAAGGAGCUUGAUGCUAUUAAGGGCGAGCAGGAUUCUGCUUUCAAGAAUCUCAACUCUCUCCGUGAUGAGCGCACGAAACUGCAGAAGGACCAACAGGCCAAAUUCACAGCAAUCCGUGAAAUCAAGGACGCCUACUACAAGGCUCGCAAGGCUUACAAGGAACACGAGGACGAGGCAUGGAAGGCGCGCAGGGAACGCCAGAAGGCUGAACGUGAAGCUUUCGAGCGCGAGAAGAAGAAGAAGAUUGCUGAUAAGAAGCUUGAGGAGGCCUCUCACCCAGCUUACAGUGAUGAGAUCUUGACUGCCCAAGGUCUCAUUCGUCACUUCGAGCCUUCUUAUGACUUCGCUGCUCUCGGUCUCGAUGAUAGCAAAAGGACCACUGGUGGUACUUUCCGCGCUGAGAUCGGCCGUACCGUGGACGACGCGAACAUCAAAGGUGUCCGUAUCGUGAAGAAGGAUGAUCGUGAUGACGACUACUUCAUUGGCACCGGUGGUAAGAAGGGCAAGAAGGGCAAGAAAGUUGCCAAUGGCUCCCCUGCUCCAAGCACCCCAACGGAUGGCAAAUUCAACCUCAGCUUCGGCGUCAUUGAGGACUUUGCCAAGGUCAAGGUUGACCAGCCAAUGAGCCAGGCAGAUGUUCCGGCUGUAGUGGAGAAGCUGGCAGCCAAGAUCACCGAGUGGAAGAAGAACCAGGCUGCUAAGACCCAGGAGGUAAAUCAAACCCACAGCCUGUUUAUAUCAACUCUAUAAAGCUAAUCAUAUAUAAAUAGAACAUCAAGAAGGCUAAAGAGGAAAUCGACCGUCUUGAGGAGGAAUCUCAGCGCGCCACCGAUCAUGCCAAGAAGGUCGCCCAAACCAAUGCUGGCGUUAAUGGUCACGUUUCCGCCGAGGCUGAAGCUAAGCAGGAAAACGACGGUGCUGCUGACGCUGCCGAGGAACUCCAGAAGGCUUCCAUCGAGGAUAAGGAGUAGAAAAUGGA
This is a messenger RNA of Talaromyces proteolyticus, 1319 nucleotides long. RefSeq lists its product as uncharacterized. The transcript has a single exon. Gene Ontology annotation, cellular component: nuclear outer membrane-endoplasmic reticulum membrane network; endoplasmic reticulum; ribonucleoprotein complex. Gene Ontology annotation, molecular function: mRNA binding. Gene Ontology annotation, biological process: intracellular mRNA localization. The coding region runs from base 152 to 1090 and encodes 312 amino acids. NCBI's taxonomy places the organism in Eukaryota, Fungi, Ascomycota, Eurotiomycetes, Eurotiales, Trichocomaceae. The record is from RefSeq and is a predicted model, not a curated record.